Xiphophorus maculatus (southern platyfish) is the source of this 2105-nucleotide messenger RNA. RefSeq lists its product as uncharacterized. NCBI's taxonomy places the organism in Eukaryota, Metazoa, Chordata, Actinopteri, Cyprinodontiformes, Poeciliidae. The transcript is spliced from 5 exons. The coding region runs from base 45 to 803 and encodes 252 amino acids. The record is from RefSeq and is a predicted model, not a curated record. Gene Ontology annotation, biological process: response to bacterium.
UAGAGGCUGUGAAACUGCCCUCUAGCUCCAGGUCAACAUCAACCAUGAACCAGCUACAUGUCGCUCUGGUGGUUUGCUUCGGAGUUGCUUUAUGGAGUCGUUUUUCCAUUUCUACAUCAGUGGUGCAGUUGACUGCCAGACCUGGAGAAAACAUUCUUCUCUACUGUGACUGCAAGCAGUCAUCUGGAGUGUAUAUUGUUUGGUACAAGAAUUCUUCACAUGAAGACAAACCAACUCUUGUUCUAAAUGUAAAGACUGAUUUUGGAACAGAAAAGAUAUUUCCUCGUUUCAAAUUUCUGAAGAACUUUACAUUUGAUUCCUAUGACCUGCUGAUUGUGCACGCCAGCAAUUCUGAUGAAGGGCUCUAUUACUGUGGAACUAAAGAGACAAAGGUGGAGAAAGACAAAAAUAAAAAUAUGUUGCAGAAGACAAUCCACCAAUAUGGCAACAUCAUCACAAAGAUCACACUUGAUCAAACUGUUUGUCAUUCAAAUAUCACCCAGACUGCAGAGGACUGUGCUGCAUGCUGGAAGAUGCUCUUUUCCCUCUGUCCAGCUCUUGCUCUUCUUUUUGUCCUCAUUUCCUCAGCUACAGUUUAUCUGAUUUACCAGAAAGCAGCUAAAAAAGCUCAAGAAAACAAUAGGAGACUUGAAAUGAGAAGACAAACCAGGGAAACACAGGAUGAAAAUGUUUGCUACGCAGCUCUCGAAAUCCAUCGACCAUCGCAGAGACCAAAGAGGAAGAGGAAAACCCAGCCUUCAGACUUCAGCACAUAUUCUGACCUCAAAACAUCUGUGGUGUAGGAGAUUGACACUGAACUCUGAAGUUUUAGUCCUGAACAAUAAGUACCAGUUGUGCUCUUUCUCCCAUUCCCUAAGAAUUUAAUGGCAGAUUUAAAAAAAAUAAAUUAUGUAUUUCAGAAAACUUAUUUUUGUUUUUUAACAAUAAAACCAUUGUACAUCAUCCCAGACCUAAUUCCAAAACAUGUUUAAAGGCGUAUAUGUCCUACAUUCAUUCUGGGUUUUUUUUUUUUAACAUUUCUUCUAUGUAGCAUAUACAUUGACAAAACAAAGUAAUUUUUCUCUGCCUCUUUUCCAGUACAACCCAAUUGUCAUAUUUUGUCAUUUAGAAUUUUUCUCUGUGGACCCCAAUUUUUAUUCUUAAAAGUGACUAUUGGUUAAAAUUGCUAAAAUUAAAAUUAAAUUUGACGUUUAAUAUGACCUUGUAAAACCUGCUUUCUAUUUUACAAAAAAAUCACUAUUAGGGGUCCCUGUCGGCCUUGAGACCUUAAGCAGCAGGUUAGUUUGUUUGUCUUGGAGCUCUUUAGGUUGCCUUUGUACUAAGAAAGCUUUUACCAUGAAAUAAUACUGAACGUGUAAGAACUUCAGGAAUUUAUAAGUUGAAGGUCAAGUUUUAGAAUUAUAUACAUGCAAAAUACAUUUUAAAAGCAGAAUAUGAAUUCACAUGACAGUUUAAGACUAAAUAGAAAAAGAAAACCUAUGGAACACCAAAAGUGACAAAAUUCCAAAAUCAAACAAACAACACCAGAUUCUAACAAAGGGAAUAAAAUAAUAAUAAUUAAAAAAGUAAUUCACCAGCUAGGUUCUUCCAAUUUAAUUCUUAUGCAAAUGACGAAAACUAAAUAAUAAAGGGCAAGAGUUAAUGCAUUUUUAAUAUCAGCUUGUUUUAACAAAUUGAAGGCCAAAAAUAGGCUAUUUUGGAUGGUCAUAUGAAGAGCACAUUAACAUAGUUUCCACCAUAAUGAUAAAAACAAAUUUUCUUGAGAAGUGGAUUAAGUAAAACUUUAGUUCUUGAAGUCAAUAGACCAAAAUUAAAAGCAAAGUGUGUCAAAGAGCAAUAAAGAAAUUAUCUUCAAGCCUGCCAUCUCUAUACAUUACAAACCAAUUAAUCUAGCCACAGCCUGGGUUGUAGGAAUUCCAUUCCAAAUGGUUUCCUAUGAUGUAUCCUUUCCUGCUAUGUUUUCUGUGAAGGCUCUCAGCAAGGUUACAGAGUGUUUGUUGGUAUUUUUAAUUCUUCUAAAAAAACAUUAUACCUGUUUCUGCAUUUUAUAAGUACUACUUAAAAAUAAACAUCUUUUCAUAUUG